Molecule: messenger RNA, 2566 nt
Organism: Botrytis cinerea B05.10
Lineage: Eukaryota; Fungi; Ascomycota; Leotiomycetes; Helotiales; Sclerotiniaceae
Exons: 1
Coding region: 288-2141 (617 amino acids)
Cellular component (GO): TORC1 complex; fungal-type vacuole membrane
Source: RefSeq, a predicted model, not a curated record
GACACGCCCAAUCAUUUUCAAUUCACCAAAUUACAAACAUGUAUCUACUCAUACACUCUCGAGUAGAAGUGAAUAAAGAAAUGCACCCCACAGAACAUGAUCUAGAACUUUGUAGGUUUGGCUUUCUAUGGAGUAGUCCACCAGUCUAGCAAUCGGCUCGCACCAACACAUCAACCUCCAGACGUCCUGCAUCUCAAUCCAUAAAAAGUACACAAUCACCUCUCACGAAUUUCAGCCCUGCAUCAAUCACAUACAUUACAUCUACACUAAAGCAAACGUCAAUUAAAAUGCCCCCUCCAGCUCCUUCAGAAGACGCCCCCCAAUCGCAAUCCCAAUCGCAAUUACGGCCCAAUCUGGCGGCCCAUCACCGAUCCACGUCCUCGGUCACCAGCCACCAAAGCGAUAGUCCGGCGGGUACACCUCCAGCUUCAGGUGCAACUGCUACACAGCAUAAAGAACCCAAAGCCAAAGGCGAGCGCAAACACGUAGUCGGUCACGGCAAAUACGGACGUGUGAGCAGUAAUAAGGCGCUGCAUAAAUUAUCUCGUACAUUGAGCUCACAUAACCACAAUAAUCAUCACAGCCAUACUACUAGCAACGAUAAUUUGAAGGAAUUUCAAGCGCCGUGGGAUAAACCACACAAUUCGAGCACGAAUCUCAAUCGGCAGAAAAACAUUUCGCAGACGGCCCUGAAACGUAAUCGGAGCUCGGCAGAUGUGCAGAAUAGUACGGGGCAAUCGAGAAAAUCUAAGAACUCGGAUGAGCAGCAGGGCAAAAAGAGACCGAACAGUGUACAUUUUGAAUUGGGCAUAGCUACGCCGGGAAAAACAGAAGUCGAAGACGACAACGAAGAAGGUUGGGAAGAAGCAAGUUCGACUGCAAGUCCGGCUUUGAGCCGCAGUGCAAAUACAUCUGCCAAACCAUCCGCCGCCAAUUCCGCCGCCAAUUCUCGACAUCAAUCUCCUCUUUCAUCGCCGAAAGCCAAAAGGACUAACGGUCCGGAUUCUGUGAGGGAUUUUGCGAAGGGCUCAAUUGAUCACUUUGAUGGGAAUGGUAGUGUAAAGACAGAUACAAACACGAAGGCGAAUAGAAGCAGUUAUUCAACUGCAGACGCAAAAUUGAUCACGGAGAAAUUACUUCAGAGAACACCGUCUCAUUUGGCUUCGGAAACGAAAAUGAGCAUGGCAACUGCGAAACCAACGCCAAAGAUGGCGCAUGCACAUUCUGGUAGCGUGGAUCGAUCGACGGGGAUGGUGAAGAGUAUGGGUGCUAGUACCGCGAGUGGAAACCAGGAAUUGAUAUCGAGAUUCGUAGGAGAUGCUGGGACGCCUGGAGAGAAUAGUCCGAAGUUUCCGCCGCCGGAUCAUAGGGGAGAAUCUAGGACGGGCGCUAUAAAUAGCAGUGCGUUGGAAAAACCGCAUGGUGGGAUUGGCGAAAUAGCAAGAGCGAAGUCGAUGGGGAAUUUAACAAAACAUAAUGUUGACGAGGAAGAGGAAUCGGCUCUAUUGCCUCGAAGUCGAAAGAGUUCUACAAGUGGCGUUUCGGGACCGCCUAAUGCGUAUAAUUCGCGCACACAACAGAAACUUUGGCUUCAAAGAGCAUCGUCAAAUAUUGAACCGCAGAGAGAGGGUCUAGGUGCGUUGUCAUUAUUGAAUGGAGGUAUUGGAAUGGGUAAUCAUGGUGGAGCAAAUGGUAUGGGAUUUGGACCUGGAAUGGGCAUGGGAAUGGGAAUGGGCAAUGGAGGAUACUUAAUGGGCGGAGAUGGAAAAGGGGAUCCGAGGAUCAAAGUGCAGCUUGAAAGAACGGGUCUGGAAUAUUUGGUUGUAAGACGUCAUCAAGAUCCUGUUGGACGAGGUAUUAAGAGAUUAGAGAAAAUGGGAGAGCUUGGGCAUGGGGGCAAAAAUAUCCCAGGGCCUGGAAAUGGCCAUACGCAUAGUAAGAGUGCGAGUGUGAGUCGAGCGGGUAGUUUGAGAGAGAGGAAUGGAAAUGCGAGGAAGGGGGGAAGACAGAGUUAUGAUGGAGAGGAGAGGGGUAGUGAUACUGAUCGAGAUGGUGGUAGUGGAUUGGAUGAAGAAAAUGUUGCGGCGCUUCUGAGGAGCUUAUGGGAGAAGAGUUUCGAGGGGAGUGGGAGUGCGGAUUAGUGCGAGAGUUUUGGAAACUCAAUUUGGCUUCCGAGCUUUGUAUUUGUGGACUGGGGGUGGUAAGUAAUGGGCAGGAUGCAAUAGGGGCUUGACAUAAUUAAAGGAAUGGAGUUUUGAAAUUUAUAGGCGUGCAUGGGUUAGGCGAGGAAAAUCCCUCGAAUAUAUUUACUGAUAUUUUGAAAUUGCUUCCUGGCUGUUUGGUGGGCUGGUCGACCUUUAGAAUGAGUGUUUGAUUAACAUAAUGGAUUUACCCGCGAGGUUGUAUACACACAAAUGCCAAAGUUCACUGCGUGAUAUCUGAAUGGUUGAUUUGAGGUUAGACAAUGAUGGUUCGUUUCUAGGCAGAUAGGUAGGUAGGUAGAUAGGCGAAUGAGAAAGGGGCAAGGAAGAUAUUUUAGAAAAUAAUGGUGAUGAGUAUCUAUCCA